This is a messenger RNA of Sipha flava (yellow sugarcane aphid), 1907 nucleotides long. Its product is annotated as zinc finger MYM-type protein 1-like. Lineage: Eukaryota; Metazoa; Arthropoda; Insecta; Hemiptera; Aphididae. The record is from RefSeq and is a predicted model, not a curated record. Bases 850 to 1584 code for a protein of 244 amino acids. The transcript has 7 exons.
CAACGAUAUCUCAUUAUUUUCUUGGAAUUGUCAAUUAUGUUAUAAAAAUAGACGAAAUAGUAAAUACCAAUGUAAAAUUUGACAAUUCCAAACACACAACAGUGAUAUUUCUAUUUCAUUAGCCAUUCAACCAUUGUCCAUUGCAUCGUAUGUACUGUUAAGUGUUGUUUCGUUUUUUUAACUUCGUUCAAUUUUUUUUUAAAUAUGUCCAAAAAUGUAUUUGACAUAUUUAAUUUAAAAAAAAAGAAUGUUCCGACCGUCGAUAUUGACUAAGUCAGAAUUGAUUCUGCAUUAUUUGAAUCAUCUUCGACUGUACAUUCAGGCACGGUAAAACAAUAGAAUAAACAUUUACAGCAUAAUAAAUUGAUAAGUGAUUUGGGAACUUUAGACACAGGCCCUGUUCGUCCAUUGCUAAAAACUUAUCCAAAAACUAAUUUUGGUUCACAAAACUGAAGUUUUAACGAUAAAUACUAUUCAAAAUAUGAAUGGAUUGAAUAUAGUAUUGUGAAUGAUGCUAUUUUUUUUUUGCUGUCGGCAUUAUUCUACCGGAAAAAGUGUACAAGAUGAUGUGUUUACAUUAACUGGGUUUAAAAAUUGGAAAAAAUUAACUGGAUCAAGAGGGAAAAAAGGCAAUAAGCAAAGUAAACUUGAAGCACAUUCAACUUGUAAACACCAUUUGACUUGCAUGACUAAAUGGGAACAACAUGUUAAAACUAAGUCCUCAGUUAGCAUUCAAGAACAAUUAUCUUCAAGUCAUAAACUGAUUGUUGAAAAGAAGAGAAAAUAUAUAAAAACUCUUAUUGAAAAUAACCUUAUUUUUGAGCAAACAAGGACUGGCUUUCAGAGGACAUGAUGAAUCUUAAACUUUCUUCAAAUAAAGGAAAUUUUAAAGAAACAUGUGAUUUACUGGCAAAAAAUUGCCCUGAAUUUGAAGAAAAGUAUAGCAACUUGACUAAUUUCACCAGUCAUUUAAUUCAAGAUGAAUUGGUAAACUUAUCUGCAGAGAGCAUUCGGUCCAAAAUAACCAAGGAAAUAAAAUGUAAUAAAGUAUUUGGAAUUAUGAUUGAUGAAGCAAGAUGUUUUAAAGAAGAACAAAUGUCUGUAUGUGUUAGAUACACUGUUGGUCUAAAUGUUGUUGAACGUUUUCUGGGUUUUGUAGACGUUUCAGAAAAUCAAAAUGCAGAUUCAUUAUGUGCUAAAAUAUUUGAAUUCCUUACUGAGAACCAAUUGGAUAAAUAUCACAUUGUGGCACAAUCAUAUGACGGUGCCAGUGUCAUGUCUGGCAAAUUUAAUGGUGUUCAAUCCAAAGUAAAAAACAAAUUUCCCUAUGCCAUUUACACCCAUUGCAUGGCUCAUCGGAUGAACAUUGUAGUUAUUGAUAUGUGCAAAAUUGUAAAGGAAUCUAGAAUUGUUUUUAAUACAAUAGAAUCAUUGUAUAAGCACUUUUCUCAUCCUACUAAAAAUAAAACUCUAGUUACUAUGCAUAGAAAAUUAGGAGUUAAAAUAUCAAAAAUAAAUUCUUUGAGUGAUACAAGGUGGAAUUGUAGAUGGAAAAACUGUGAGUCAGUUGUAUACAAUUAUUAAGCAAUUAUUGCAGUUUUGUAAGAAGAAAUAGAUAACCAACUGGACCGAAAUGUAAAUAAAGCUAUAGGUAUACUUACAAUAAUGCAAAAAGGAUCAUUUGUUAUUUUUCUAUUAAUUUUGCAACAUGUAUUAUCUUCCAUAAAUAUACUUAGCAACAUGUUUCAAGAUAAAACUACUACAUUGGGUAAUGCAGGUAAUCUAAUAAACAGCAUAAUACUAAGUUUUAAGAAUGCUAGAUCUACCAUUGGCUUUAGUGACUUGUGGUUAGACAUAAAAACUUUUUGUGAUGAAAAUGAUGUUUAACUGAUCCUACCUUUUCAAAC